AUGACUGGCCGUGGUAAAGGAGGAAAGGGAUUGGGGAAAGGAGGUGCGAAGCGUCACAGGAAAGUCUUGCGUGAUAACAUCCAAGGUAUCACCAAACCAGCUAUUCGUCGUCUGGCGAGGAGAGGUGGUGUGAAGCGAAUCUCUGGAUUGAUAUAUGAGGAGACUCGAGGUGUAUUGAAGGUGUUCCUUGAGAAUGUCAUUCGCGACGCUGUCACCUACACUGAGCACGCUAAAAGGAAGACAGUUACUGCUAUGGACGUCGUCUAUGCCCUGAAGCGACAAGGAAGAACCUUGUACGGUUUUGGCGGUUAAUAGAACAAGAAGCUUAACAAGUCAGAUCCUUGGAAUACUUCGUAUUCCUCUCAAAACGGGCGUUUCUCUGUUCCAUCUUUUUGG
Molecule: messenger RNA, 396 nt
Organism: Dinoponera quadriceps
Lineage: Eukaryota; Metazoa; Arthropoda; Insecta; Hymenoptera; Formicidae
Product: histone H4-like
Biological process (GO): nucleosome assembly
Cellular component (GO): nucleosome
Molecular function (GO): DNA binding; protein heterodimerization activity; structural constituent of chromatin
Source: RefSeq, a predicted model, not a curated record